This is a messenger RNA of Naegleria gruberi, 432 nucleotides long. RefSeq lists its product as uncharacterized. NCBI's taxonomy places the organism in Eukaryota, Heterolobosea, Eutetramitea, Acrasida, Naegleriidae. Bases 1 to 432 code for a protein of 143 amino acids. The transcript has a single exon. The record is from RefSeq and is a predicted model, not a curated record.
AUGAAUAAUUUUGGUAUGCGAGCAGUGCUGUUGGGUUCAGCUUUAGGAUUAGGAAUAGGUGGAUAUGCAGGCAGAGAAUUUCACUUGUACUUUGAUGCUGCUGCUAUUGAAGCAAAGAAAAAGGAGGCUGAAGAGGCUCUUUCUUUCAAGGAAUCUACAACAGAAGGAGAGGAAGAAAAACAGUCAGCAUCCGAUAAGACAAAUGAAGAUGAGUUGGAAAAGACGAUCGUCAUUACUAAACAAGCCACACCAAAUGUUGUUCAAAAAUCAGAAUCAUCUAAUAGUAAUACUACAACACCAGUAAUAACAUCAUCAAAUAAUAGCACCACUGUCACUGUUGUUGAUAAUAAUACAAAAUCGGAAGAGGAAGAAACAAGUACUCCUGCUAGACCAAUGGAAGGAGGAUUUAAUCUUUUCAGAAGAUUCUACUAG